Messenger RNA from Musa acuminata AAA Group (dessert banana), 2024 nucleotides. Its product is annotated as serine/threonine-protein kinase BSK1-like. Gene Ontology annotation, biological process: protein phosphorylation; brassinosteroid mediated signaling pathway. Bases 297 to 1847 code for a protein of 516 amino acids. Lineage: Eukaryota; Viridiplantae; Streptophyta; Magnoliopsida; Zingiberales; Musaceae. The transcript has 9 exons. The record is from RefSeq and is a predicted model, not a curated record. Gene Ontology annotation, molecular function: protein binding; protein kinase activity; ATP binding.
GAGAGAGAGAGAGAGAGAGAUGCGAGGAGAAGGAACACAAAAGAAAGCAAUCAAUGGAGUUCUCUUACCUUUCCUGUCUACUUAUUUCUUCCCCACAAGCACACGAGUGUCAUCUCCAUAACUCACUGACACCUUCAACUCCUCCAGCAUAUUUUUAUUAUCUUUGUUAUUAUAUGUAGUAUUUGAUGUCUUAUAAAUAGAGAGAGAGAGAGAGGAGAGAGAGAGAGAGAGAGAGAAGCAGAGGGGAAAAAAAAGAGCCUUUUUUUUCUUUUCCCCUUGGACAAAGUGGGUGGGCGAUGGGGUCUUGUUGCUCGUCCCUGCUGCCGGAGAAGCACCACCCCGGGGCAGGGCUGGCGGCGGCGGUGGAGCAGAACAAUCACCUCCAUUUGAACCACCACCAGCAGCAGCAACAGCGGCGGUCCUUCUCGGUUGGGAUGGGGGAAAGCGGUGGCAGCGGGGGAGGUGGGGAGGUACCGGCCUUCGCCGAGUUCUCGCUGGCCGAGCUCAAGGCGGCGACGAACGGGUUCGACGCCGGGAAUAUCGUCUCCGAGAGCGGUGACAAGGCUCCCAACCUCGUCUACAAGGGCCGACUGAAGAACCGCCGGUGGAUCGCCGUCAAGAAGUUCUCCCGGACGGCCUGGCCUGAUCCCAAGCAGUUCGCUGAGGAGGCUUGGGGCGUCGGUAAAUUGAGGCACCGGAGGCUGGCAAAUUUGAUUGGGUACUGCUGCGAAGGCGACGAGAGGCUUCUUGUUGCUGAGUAUAUGCCCAAUGACACCCUUGCCAAACAUCUUUUCCACUGGGAAAAUCAGACAAUCGAAUGGGCUAUGCGUCUCAGGGUUGCAUUCUAUAUCGCAGAAGCUUUGGAAUAUUGUAGUAACGAGGGACGCCCAUUGUAUCAUGAUCUCAACGCAUAUAGAGUCCUUUUUGAUGAGGAUGGUGAUCCACGUCUUUCUUGUUUUGGUCUAAUGAAAAACAGUCGGGAUGGAAAAAGUUAUAGCACAAACCUAGCUUAUACACCACCAGAGUAUUUGAGAAAUGGGAGGGUGACACCAGAAAGUGUGAUAUUUAGCUUUGGUACUGUCCUCUUGGAUCUUCUCAGUGGAAAGCGCAUUCCCCCAACUCAUGCUCUUGACAUGAUAAGAGGGAAAAAUAGUUUGGUAUUGAUGGAUUCACACCUGGAGGGGAAUUUCUCUACAGAAGAGGCAACUACACUAGUUGACCUUGCUUCUCAGUGCUUGCAAUAUGAACCUAGGGAUCGGCCCAACACAAAGAAGCUGGUUGCUACUCUUGCAUCAUUGCAAAUCAAAUUAGAGGAGCCGUCUUAUGUUAUGCUGGGAAUACAAAAGCCUGAGGAAGCACCUGCCACACCACCGCACCCACUUUCCCCUAUGGGAGAAGCUUGCUCCAGAAUGGACCUCACUGCCAUCCAUCAGAUUUUAGUAAUGACACACUACAGAGAUGAUGAAGGAACUAAUGAGUUAUCAUUCCAAGAGUGGACGCAACAGAUGAGGGAUAUACUGGAUGCCAGAAAGAGGGGGGACUUUGCCUUUCGUGAUAAAGAUUUUAAGACGGCUAUUGAGUGUUACUCUCAGUUCUUAGAUGUUGGAACUAUGGUCUCACCUACGAUAUAUGCAAGACGAAGCCUGUGUCAUCUCAUGUGCGAUCAACCUGAUGCUGCACUGAGGGAUGCAAUGCAAGCACAAUGUGUCUAUCCAGAUUGGCCGACAGCAUUCUACAUGCAAGCAGUUGCUCUGGCCAAGCUAGACAUGCAGAGUGACGCCGCCGACAUGCUGCAUGAAGCCACGAUGCUCGAAGAGAAGAGGCAAAAAGGUGGGAAAGGUCCCUAAGAACGACAGUUCCAUCUCUUCCACUGACCUUUUUGUCGACGAGAGUUGUUGCGUCAAUGUAUUAUCCCAAGUUUCGCUCUCUGAUGACAUCGAUCCAUUUGGUGUGCCAUUUCUCUUGUAUCUUUUGGCACAAUGUACAUGCGGAUUCGGCUAAAGUAGACUGCAAUGUUUGUUUUA